AUGGGCAGCCCACUUUCGCCUAUCGCGGCGGAUAUCGUAUUGGAUUCAGUCAUCAGCAAAGCUAUGAGUUUUCUACCUUUCGAGACUACUAUUUCAAAAAAAUACGUAGAUGACAUCUUUAUGACGAUUCCACGGGACUCUGGACAACUGAUCCUGAACACUUUCAACAAUAUCGAACCAAGAUUGCAGUUCACUCUUGAAAUUGAGGAAAACGGACGACUUCCUUUCUUGGAUAUGACCGUCAUCCGCAAACCAGAUCAAACCCUAACAACGGAAUGGUACGCCAAACAAAUUGCUUCAGGACGAAUGCUGAACUACACGUCGUUUCACCAACCAAAACACAAAAUUAACGUAGCGAAUAAUUUCAUACACAGAGUGUGUUCGCUCACAAACAACAAAUCCAUAUCAGAGAUCACCAAAAUAAUUCAUAGCCAUCUUCAGAGCAACAACUACCCCAUGCAACUAAUAAACCGGCUAUUACAUCUGUACACCAGCAAAACACAAGAACCCGAACCAUCAGCAGUUACACAAAGCCAACCAUCAUGUCAGCAUCCCACCCAACCAGCCAUAAUGCCAGCCAAUCCCACCCCCACACAAUCAGCAACACCGCCACCAGAUCAACAAAAUCAAGGAAACAUCAUCCCCGCAGUUCAAAACAUCUCUCCAUCCAGUCCAUCGCAACCUGAAAUAGAAAAACAAGAUAGGGAACUGGGUGUAGGACGCCCACGUUAA
Molecule: messenger RNA, 732 nt
Organism: Armigeres subalbatus
Lineage: Eukaryota; Metazoa; Arthropoda; Insecta; Diptera; Culicidae
Exons: 1
Coding region: 1-732 (243 amino acids)
Source: RefSeq, a predicted model, not a curated record